AUGAUAUUGUGGGGAACAAAAGCAACUUAUGGAAUGCCAUGUGGAAAUAGAAGGGCCCAUGACAAAUUUUUUGAUGUGGAAGGUCAUGCACUAUAUAGACUGCUUACCAGAAGUAGAGUGGCUCAAUGGGAUGGUGGGGAUGAUAUUUGUCUCAUUUGUAAGAAUGAAAGGGAAACUAUAAUCCAUGCUAUUAGGGAUUGUGUACAAUUUGGAAUUAGCAGAAUGAAGUAUGGGGCAACCAUGGUCCCGGUGCACGUUAGAGAAACCAUGGUCCAGAACCUAAUUAAAGAAGUUGAUGAAGCUACUAAUUAUUUGAGGAGCAGAAGUGAAGAUAGAAGGACAAUGAUCAUCAAUGUUGCUUGGCAAUUUCCUCAAGCUAGAGUCAUUAAGAUGAAUACUAAUGGGGCAGCUAAGGGUAAUCUUGGCCUAACUGCCUAUGGAGGCUUGAUGCGGGAUACUCAUGGAAAUUGGCUUAGUGGAUUUGGCUUCAAAUUUGGUAUUUGUUCUUCAUUCAAGGCUGAGUUUUGGGGGGUGUUACGGGGUUUGGAGUUGCUUUGGAAUGUAGGAUAUCAAAAUGUGAUUAUUGAAAGUGAUUCAUCUAGUUUGAUCACUGUGCUCAUUAGUCCUGGUGUAGCAGUACGUGAGGGGCAACUAGUCUUUCGUAUACGGACAUAG
Gastrolobium bilobum is the source of this 675-nucleotide messenger RNA. RefSeq lists its product as uncharacterized. The coding region runs from base 1 to 675 and encodes 224 amino acids. Gene Ontology annotation, molecular function: RNA-DNA hybrid ribonuclease activity; nucleic acid binding. Lineage: Eukaryota; Viridiplantae; Streptophyta; Magnoliopsida; Fabales; Fabaceae. The record is from RefSeq and is a predicted model, not a curated record. The transcript has 2 exons.